AACCGCGGAGCCGAGCAGGGCUACGGCACGCUCGCCGUCUCCACCCUUCUUCCUCUGCCCGGUGGCCGCGCCCCCGCCGCUCUCUCGCCGCCCCCGAGACAAAGAGCCCUGAAAGUUCGCGCGGCGAGUGGGUCAGGUGAGGAGGGCGCGCCGCGGAGGCCCGCCGAGCCCCCGGCCCGGCGCCCGGGGCCGAGCGCACAGCCCGCCCCGCAACCCGUCCGCAGCCCGCGCAGAGGAGCGCCCGGCCCCAGGCGCCGCCCGCCCCGCCGACUCCCCAGCCCACCAUGGGCGCCGCGGCCCGCAGCCUGCGGCUGGCGCUCGGCCUCCUGCUACUGGGGACGCUGCUUCGCCCGACCGACGCCUGCAGCUGCUCCCCAGUGCACCCGCAACAGGCGUUUUGCAAUGCAGAUGUAGUGAUCAGGGCCAAAGCGGUCAGCGUGAAGGAGGUGGACUCUGGGAAUGAUAUUUACGGCAACCCCAUCAAAAGGAUUCAGUACGAGAUCAAACAGAUAAAGAUGUUCAAAGGCCCUGACAAGGACAUAGAGUUCAUCUACACAGCCCCCUCCUCGGCGGUGUGCGGGGUCUCGCUGGAUGUCGGAGGGAAGAAGGAGUAUCUCAUUGCAGGAAAAGCCGAGGGUGAUGGCAAAGUACACAUCACCCUGUGUGACUUCAUCGUGCCCUGGGACACCCUGAGCACCACCCAGAAGAAGAGUCUGAAUCACAGGUACCAGAUGGGCUGCGAGUGCAAGAUCACACGCUGCCCCAUGAUCCCCUGCUACAUCUCCUCCCCGGACGAGUGCCUCUGGAUGGACUGGGUCACCGAGAAGAACAUCAACGGGCACCAGGCCAAGUUCUUCGCCUGCAUCAAGAGAAGUGAUGGCUCCUGCGCGUGGUACCGCGGGGCGGCACCCCCCAAGCAGGAGUUUCUCGACAUCGAGGACCCAUAAGCAGGCUGCCAGCACCCCUGUGGCCAACUGAAAAGCCUUCAAGGGUUUAGACUGGUCCAGCUCUGACAUCUCUUCCUGGAAACAGCAUGAAUAAAACAGUCAUCCACAUGGGUCCAAAUUAAUGUGAUUCUCCCCCCUCUCCAUUUUCCCUUUAGACAUGGCUGUAGGGCUGGUGGGAGAGGUGGCCUGGGGUCUCUGCCCCACACACCCUCUGUGGCCUGGGCAUUGUGUGUCUUGGUCUCUGAUCCUUGGGUGCAGGCAGGGCUGAGCAGCACCAGGGUCUCCCAGGCCUGGUCAGGGCAGAGCCAGGAAAUGUGCGUUUUGCAGAAACUUUUGAGGGGUUGUUGUGAGACUGUGUAGCAGGCCUACCAGGUCCCUCGUUUCUGCAGCUGCCACACCUCUGGCCACAGAGUGACAUCCCUUGCCUCCUUGUAAGUGCCCCCAUCGCCCCUGGGCCCACCAGGGAAUCCCCUGAACCAGGAGCAGCCCUGGAGCCAGUGGCCUGUUCUCAAAGGAGCCCAGUUAAUCCUGUUAAUCCACAGAAUUCCAGUGGGUGCUUCCCUCUGGGCCCAGUAGAGAAGUGGCAGAGAGAAGCCCUCACUGAGCCAUGUUUCAGCUUCAGCCAAGUCCUUUUGGUCUCCCCCAUUCCCCCCCCCAGCCCUGAACCCCUAGGGGGACCUCUGAGAUCCUGUCCUCAGGGCAGGUAUGGGGGGGUCAGUUCACUCCUGAGGUCAGCGCGCUCCUGCCAUCCCUGCCAGCAGGCAUGGAUUGAGGUGCACAGCUUUGCUUUACUUACCCGGGUUGUGCAGGGCCAGUGGUGAGGCUGGCUGUGCUCCUGGCCGCACAUCCUAAGAACAGAAAAGGCUGGGUCUUGCUGUGCCCUGACAGAUUUAGUCUAAUCUCCCUCAAAGACUGACAGUCAUCAUUCCACGUGUGGAUUUCUGCAGGUGACGCUAACCAAGCAUAUUAAGAAGUCUGACCUAGGAAGGGAAGGAUUUUAGAGGUAGGCAGCUUUGGUGACACUCUUCUUUCUGAGCCUCCAAGGCACUGUGGCCUGUUUUCAGAGACAUCUUAUUUUUCUAAAGAUGAAUUCUCAGAUAGCACAUGAACCAGAGCUGCAGGUGAACUCUGCUCAUAGUUCUUACGUUGCAAAGGUUACCCAGUUAAGAAACUUAGGGAACCUGUGUAUUCCCCAAGGAUGGUUUGUUUUCAGUAAAGUGGGGGUUAAGACAGAACUUUCCCAAUAAUGUUAAAGAUGAUCUCUUUUAUCCUCCUGCCUGUGUUGUAAAGAUAAACUUUCUGAGGAUAUACGCACACAUUACGAAAACAAGCCAUGUACAGGCACGCACACACGGGAACACGCACGCACACACAUGAACACGCACGCACAAUCCAACUGAAGUCUGGCAGCCUGUGAGCGGUCCUUCUGCAAAAUGCUUCCGAAUCUUCUAAGCCUGCAGCGACCACAAAGCAACUGCAAGACUCCUGACCCCCAAGUGGCAUAUGACCCCCAUGCUCAUGUGGGACCUGGUCAGCACAGAUCUCGAUGACUUCCCUUUCUAGGGCAGACUGGGAGAGUAUCCAGGAAUCAGCCCCUGCCCCCAGGGCAUUUUCAUGCUGUAUAGGGACAUGAAGUUGGUAAGAUGUCAUAAUGGACCAGUCUGUGGUUUUGAUGUACACACCAAGCCCUCCAACCAAUAUGACACCCUCCCCCGUUGGCUUCCUGUAUGGUGAUAGCAUAUAUAACAUUUACUCCUGUUUCUGCUGAUUUUUGUUUUUUGGUUUUUUUUUUUUUUUUUCCUGUUUUGGUUUGUUUUUGACAUCAGCUGUAAUCAUUCCUGUGCUGUGUUUUUUAUUACCCAAGGUAGGCAUUAGACUUGCACUUUUUAAAAAAGGUCUCGGUAUCAUGGAAACCUCUGACCCAGAGUGGAAAGCGUGGUAGCUCGCCUAUGAUGGUGGAUUCCUUCAGAUCUCGUCUUUAGUUCUCUUUAGUUCUUUGAGUAUCUGCUUUUUUUUUUUUUCCUAUCUCCCACCGUUGGUUUUCUGGUUCAAAUUAUUACAAAGUAAAGGACUGUUGAGUAGGUUUGUUCCAAAAGUUGGCCUUUAUAUUUGAUCCAUGCACAUUGGUCUUCUAACCAUGCUGGGGUGGGGGGGAUAGAUGAAGAUGAAGUGCCCUGUGGCAGCCGCGUGAUAAGGCACUCAGAUACCUUCACAGUGAAUUAACUGCAAUAUCCCUACAGUUUAAGAAGGAUCUCCAUUUGGCACUGUUUAAUUUAUGUGUUAUAUUCUAAGCUCUGCUCCUCUCUCCCUCUGUUCUUUCCAUCAUGCAAGCAACUCAAAUAUUUAAAAUAAAGUUUACAUUGUAGCUAUUUUCAGAUCUUUGCUUGAUAAGUAUUAAGAAAUAUCGGACUUGCUGCCAUAAUUUAAAGCUUUGUUGAUUUUGUUUGUUUUCGUUUGGAUUUUUCUUUUCGGGGGGAGCAGUGUGUUUAUGCUGGAUAUGAAGUGUGAGACCUUCCUGUGCUGGGAACGCAUGAGAGUCGGUGGACGUGGACAAGCAGACUGCGCAUGUCUCUUGAUGCUUUGUAUCAUUCCUGAGCGAUCACUCGGUCCAUGGACAAUAAACUAUAUUAUCAAAGAGAA
Molecule: messenger RNA, 3587 nt
Organism: Otolemur garnettii (small-eared galago)
Lineage: Eukaryota; Metazoa; Chordata; Mammalia; Primates; Galagidae
Gene: TIMP2
Product: TIMP metallopeptidase inhibitor 2
Exons: 5
Coding region: 285-947 (220 amino acids)
Biological process (GO): negative regulation of membrane protein ectodomain proteolysis; negative regulation of endopeptidase activity
Cellular component (GO): extracellular matrix
Molecular function (GO): protease binding; metalloendopeptidase inhibitor activity
Source: RefSeq, a predicted model, not a curated record